CCUCCCCGUCUCCAUUUCUUUUGUCUCUCUCGGUCUUCAAAUCCAGCGGUGCCUAUCUGGUAGCUGCCGUCGCACUCGUACGCGCAUUGCCUCCUCCCUCCGCGGCAGCUCUUGGCUCCUCGCCCGUUUCGUCGCGGCGCCGUUCUUGGAGGAGAGCUCUGGGACACUCCAGUUCGUUUCUUGGAGGAGCUGCCGCUGCCGCUGCUGGUGGUGGCCGUCGAUGGGGAGGGGCAGCUAUGGCUGCUCCGUUGUUGGGUCGCUUCUGCUGCUGCUGCUGCUGGUCUGCCUGGGCUCCGCCGUUGCGCAGAAGGCGUCGACUUGGAAGACCCUGAGCGGUGGUCCUCCAUUGGUCAUCGCUAAGGGCGGUUUCUCGGGCCUGUUUCCAGACUCCAGUGAUUUUGCUUAUGGGAGUGCUCCUGGUGCAGCUCUGUGGUGCGACGUCCAGUUAACCAAGGAUGGUGCUGGCAUCUGCCUUCCAGACAUAAAUAUGAAUAACUGUACAGGCAUUUCCAGUUUUGAUCCAAAAGGGAUUAAGACCUACAAUGUGAAUGGCGUGCCGGUAAAGGGAUGGUUCCCCAUGGACUAUAAGAGCGCCGAUCUCCUGCAACAAGUAUUUUUGAAGCAACCAAUCCUAUCACGCACGGAUAAAUUUGAUGGACUCGCAAUAGUUCCAGUUGAAGAUGUACUGUCCAAAUACAAGACACCUGCUGUUUGGCUAAAUGUUCAGCAUGACAGUUUCUACAGCCAGUUUAAUCUGAACAUGAGAAGCUAUAUCCUGUCUGUAUCAAAACAAUUCGCUGUUGACUACAUAUCAUCACCUGAAGUCAACUUCCUCAACAGCUUACUUGGAAGAGUUAGCAAGAAGACGAAGCUUGUGUUCCGUUUUCUUGAUGAACAAACUGUUGAGCCAUCUACAAACCAGACAUAUGGCUCACUCUUGAAAAAUCUAACAUUCAUCAAGACUAUUGCAUCUGGAGUACUUGUCCCCAAGCACUACAUAUUGCCUGUUACAAAAGAUAAUUACCUGCAGCCCCAUACUUCAGUUGUUGAUGAUGCUCAUAAAGCAGGAUUAGAAAUUUAUGCUGCAGAUUUUGCAAAUGACUUCUCAUUCAGCUACAACUACAGCUAUGAUCCAUUAGCGGAAUAUCUUUCCUUCAUUGACAAUGGUGCCUUCUCUAUUGAUGGCGUGUUGACUGAUUUCCCUAUUACCUCAUCAGAGGCCAUUGGUUGCUUUACUAAUCUGAAUAACAGCAAGAUAGAUCAUGGAAAACCUCUUGUUAUAUCCCACAAUGGAGCCAGUGGUGACUACCCAGAUUGCACUGACCUCGCUUACCAAAAGGCAGUUGCUGAUGGCGCAGAUGUCAUUGACUGUCCUGUGCAAGUGACCAAAGAUGGAAUACCAAUAUGCAUGAGCUCCAUUGACCUAGGGGAUGUUACUACAGUUGCAAAUUCACAAUUUUCUUCUCAAACAUCUGUUAUAAAAGAUAUUAAGGCUUCUCCCGGAGUCUACUCAUUCAACCUCACUUGGGAUGAUAUUUCAAAGAACCUCAAGCCGAAGAUAUCAAACCCAAUGUCUACGUAUAAACUGUACAGAAAUCCCAGAAACAUGAAUGCAGGAAAUUUCAUGAGAUUGUCAGACUUUUUGGACUUUGCAAAAGGAAAGGAUUUGUCUGGGAUCAUGAUCAGUAUAGAGCAUGCUGCAUUCAUGGCACAGAACCUUGGCUUUGGGGUAGUAGAUGCAGUAACUAAAGCUCUUGAUGACUCUGGUUACAGCAAACAAACUACCCAGCAAGUCAUGAUUCAGUCAACUAACAGCUCAGUUCUAGUGAAGUUCAAGCAGCAAACCAAGUACAAUCUUGUCUACAUGAUUGAAGAAAAUGUCAGGGAUGCCGCACCUUCCUCCAUUGCAGAUAUUAAGAAGUUCGCCGAUGCUGUUUCUGUUAACACCAUGUCCGUCUACCCGGUGACACAAAAGUUCUUGACAAACCAGACCAAUAGCCUUGUGCAGUCCCUGCAGUCCGCUGGGCUUCCAGUCUACGUUUAUGUGCUCAUGAACGAGUUCGUUUCUCAGCCAUGGGACUUCUUCUCAGAUGCCACACAGCAGAUCAACGCGUAUGUGAAAAGACCAGGUGGUGGCGUGGAUGGGGUCAUUACUGAUUUCCCUGCAACGGCUCACAGAUACAAAUUGAACUCCUGCAUGAACAUGGGCAACAACACUCCUGGCUUCAUGUUCCCUGCCCAGCCCGGUGGUCUCAUCGAAAACAUGCCCGGACCGGUGCAACCACCGGCGAUAGCUCCAUUGCCGCCCUUGACAGAAUCCGACGUCGCGGAGCCACCCCUACCGGCCGUCAACAGCAACGCCAAAGCGCUGGUGUUCGAUUUCCAGCCCCGCGACCCGGAGGACGCGCUCGCUGCCGUCGCCGUGCUCUCGCAGAGCAAAAUACCCGGAGUGGUCCGGAGGAGGACGCUGCGGAGGGUCCCGGCCACGAGGUGCUGGCUCGUCGGGCACUACGGCGGCGAAGGCGGCGGCGGCGCCGCCGCGGUCCGCGCCGCCGACGCGUUCAGCGCGCGGUGGCCGACCGACCUGGUCGUCGGCCGGCACGACUGUCGACACUACACCAACGGGCUCGUCGAAGUCCUGACAGGUGAAAAACGUGUCUUGGACUCCAUCAGAUCGUCAGCUGCCAAUGGCGAGGGUGAUCAAUAGGUCUAGAACUGUGAAAUGUGAACUGCUCAGAUGAAGAUUGAAGCACAACGGGAGAUACUUGUCCAUAUAAUCAGGUGAAAUAUUUUCCACUGAAGCUGUAUUUACUAUAGUUUCUUUUCCAUGCCCGACAACAAUUUACCAUGUAAAUCAUUUACUGGCAAAGUGGAGAGAAAAAAUGAUGACACCCACACAAAUAUGAGUCUAUGCGUACAGUUGUGAUCAUGUAAAAAGGCUUUACCUUUAGCAUACAAAUUUAUCCUGAAUAUCGUUUACCAAACUGAGACGUCGAUUUCGAAAUCGACAAGCCAUCGCUGCCUUUCUCCUCCAUCAAAAGUGCCCAAGUGUUUCGCAAUUAUCCUCAGCGUAGAAAGCUUAAGCUUUUAUGUAC
This is a messenger RNA of Oryza brachyantha (malo sina), 3095 nucleotides long. Its product is annotated as glycerophosphodiester phosphodiesterase GDPDL3-like. The transcript is spliced from 13 exons. NCBI's taxonomy places the organism in Eukaryota, Viridiplantae, Streptophyta, Magnoliopsida, Poales, Poaceae. The record is from RefSeq and is a predicted model, not a curated record. Gene Ontology annotation, biological process: lipid metabolic process. Gene Ontology annotation, molecular function: glycerophosphodiester phosphodiesterase activity. The coding region runs from base 221 to 2707 and encodes 828 amino acids.